Molecule: messenger RNA, 2232 nt
Organism: Nylanderia fulva
Lineage: Eukaryota; Metazoa; Arthropoda; Insecta; Hymenoptera; Formicidae
Cellular component (GO): cytoplasmic vesicle
Source: RefSeq, a predicted model, not a curated record
CGUCCCACGAAAAUGAAAAUCGCCUCUCUCUCAGUCUUCUCUCUGCCAGUCUCUUUGAUAAUACGAACGUGAGUGUACAUCGUCCGUGCGCAUUUUCAAACAGCACGAAAGAAUUACAUUUCAGCCCUUUUUGAUACGACUCGUACCAAAAUGAAGUCGGCUUACACGAUUAGCGUGUUACUUUGCAUAACGAUUGGCUCGCUAGUGUUAGCUGACAAUGGUACAGCGCAGACGACGAAUGAGACACAAGCACGUAACAAAUCUGGUCCUGUGCUAAAUUCUAUAACAGAGAUUAAUAAUGAUACAACAACUGCUACACCCAGCGCUUCAACCUCUGUAACAAAUAAUACCAUUACUCCAAAAACUACUCCUACUCCAAAAACUACUCCUACUACUCCUACUACUCCUACUACUCCUACUACUCCUUCUACUACUCCUUCUACUACCACUACCACUGCUCCAAAUACUACUACUCCUGAACCUACUACAAUUACAACUACAACUGUAUCGACAACAAGCACUAAGGCUACGACACCUACAACUAUAGUCACUACAACUGGAGCAAAAACAACAGCUGUACCAUCUACUUCAUCACCUUCCAUGGAUCGCCACUUUGAUGGUUUAAGCUUUUUUGGUGGCUUUAUUCUUGCUACAUGUUUGAUGGCGAUUGCCGUAUUUUCGUGGAAAUUCUAUAGGCAAUGCAAUGAAAGGAACUACCGUACACUGUGAUAAGGUGCAAGGCUGUAACAAACUUUCGAUAACUAAAUGUAGUUGAUCGAAUUAAGAACUACGAAUAAUUAUUUUAUUGUAAUAAUAUUGCGUAUUUUUAUAACGCAGUUAAGUGUUGCGUGGUUUAAGUGCUCUUAGUAAUGUGAUGUACAACCACGAGUUCCGUUUUUCUCGAUAUAUAUAAUUGCAAAGAAUUAAGUAUCAUUUAUUGAAAAAAAAAUACAGUAAUUGUAUUUAUAUAUAUUACGGGCGUUUUAUUAAUGUAUGAAAGAUGCGAUCCAUAAGAUGCACAAGUAGAAACGGGGAAAGAGGAAAAGAAAUAAUACAGAGAAAAAGAUGAGCAUAUUAAAUGUACGAGAGCUAAUGACCAAUCAAAAGUACACUUUCUACAAGAAAAAGACAGAGGGAGAUAUAGUUGUAGUUCUCUAAACAUUAUUUUUAUUUCAUAUUUUCACUCAAAUUCUAUGCAACUGUCAAUAAAAUGCAAUUUGUGUCUUUAAUGUAACAGCACAAUAUGCAUAUUUUAAAAUCCUAUACUAAAGUUAUAUAAGCUUUAACUUUUCUACAGGAGAGAAAGUCAACUUGAAAAAAAUAAAAGUUUAAUACAAAAUAUCUUAGCAUAGAAAUGUUAUGUUGUUAAUUGAAAUAAAUUUCGAAAACAGAUUCCGAUUUCAGAGAAGGAUAUUGCGUUGUAUAAAUAAUGAUAUCGAUUCAUGAUACACAAUUGGAAACAAUGUGAAUAUCGAGUUGAGCUGUUAUUGCAAUAUUGAUAUAAUCGUUAUACGAUAAAUGCGAGUUGAAUAACUCAUUUUUAUAUUUCAGUGAAUAUUUUUGUCGUUUCCAUCAUACAAUAUUUUUUAAUUGAAAUUCUUAAGUUCUUGCGGUUUAACACGUGGAUAAUCAUGAAAAAAUAUUAAGUGUUAUUUAUAACAAUUAAAGCUUAUAUUGUAUACAGGGUGUUUUUAAACCUAUGUCAAAAAAUUUAAGGGCAUAUUCUAGGGAUCAAAAUGAGAAAAAAAGUUCCUAUAAACAUGGGUUCAAAAAUGAAGAUUAGCACUCAUAUCUCACUCUCAAAAUUGGAUCAAAUUAUCAAAAUCAUAAAAAUGAAGUAUUCACUAAUUGUAUUGUGCAAAAUUUUAACAAUCUAAGAAAAAGUCUGACAGUUUUUGAUUUUUUUCUCCAACUUUAGGGAGUUAAUAAUUCAGAAGUAAAGUAUGUUUGGACCUAUAUUUAUAGAAAUUUUUUCUUAUUUUUACCCUUAAGAUAUGCCCUUUAAAUCUUUGACAUAAGUUUAGAAACACCCUGUAUAUAUAGAUAUAUACGCAGUAGUAUAUGUAUAAUUAUUUUUCUUUAAUGAUAUUUGUAUACGUAGACAAAAAGAGACCAUUUUACUUUAAAAUAAUAAUUGAUUGUUUGCGUGUUAUAUAAUCUCGCUGAUGCGUCCUGACUCUUUAAAAAUGCUUUUAAUAUGCUUGUUCGUAAAAUAAAAAGCCUAAAUAUUAA